Molecule: messenger RNA, 933 nt
Organism: Lachancea thermotolerans CBS 6340
Lineage: Eukaryota; Fungi; Ascomycota; Saccharomycetes; Saccharomycetales; Saccharomycetaceae
Gene: LOA1
Product: lysophosphatidic acid acyltransferase LOA1
Exons: 1
Coding region: 1-933 (310 amino acids)
Molecular function (GO): acyltransferase activity
Source: RefSeq, a predicted model, not a curated record
AUGGAAAAGUUCACCAAUUGGAGAGAUAAAGGAACCGGAAUUGCCCCUUUUAUACCUACUCCGCCUCCCUUGGCUCAAGAGAAAGGCUUGAAGGGCUUCCUUGGUGGCAUAAGUUUCGUGCUAAAGCUGGUCCUAGCUUCACCAAUUGUUUUGGUGGCCUUGCUGCUGAAAUGGACGCCUGCUUACCACCCGCUGUGUAAAGUAGCAAUUAAGAUGAUAUUUGGGUGGAAUCUUCAAGUUAGUGUUCAAGGCGUGAAAAGCAGAAAGCAAGGACCUCAAUUUAUGCCCAGCAAAGGCAAAGUCUACAUUGUCAACUACACAAGCCCGCUGGAUCCCUUGGUGCUGUGGUUCAUAGCGCGGGGACCGGUUGCCUUUUGCGUUCCCAAGCCUCAAAGGAAGACUGCGUCGCUAUAUCGCUUGAAUUUUUGGGAGAUAGUUCAAUUUACGCUCGGCGGAUCAACAUGGGGCUCCGCCCAGCACGAUUUCCAGGAGAUAAAGAGUGCUAUGGAGUUAUCAAAUUAUGUGACUUAUGUCUUCGCUGAAGGAACGACUUCAAACGGCAAAAGUGUGCUGCCGUUUGUGGUAACCCAGCAAUUUUGGAAUGAGUUUCUUGGAGAACCAGCCGUGGGAUCCUCUAGCUCUGUAAAGACGCUCACUAGCACGGCCUCACGGGACGCAGAGGUCCGCGCCAUCCACAUCAAGAUCAACAGUUCUCUAACUACGCCUCUCCGCAUCGGCGCAUGGAGGUAUCUUGCUCGUGCAUCUUCUCAAGGUGUGACCUACAAGUGCAGAAUCAGCGAGCCCUUGGGGCGCGACCUCGAGAAAACCAGAGUAGCUUUAUGUGGGGGCGAUAAGUUCAAACUUGUCGGCAAGGAGUUAAACACUGAAUCCAAGAUGAAAUUUGCAGUGGAAUACGGCAGCCGCAGACGCUAG